Molecule: messenger RNA, 3095 nt
Organism: Oreochromis niloticus (Nile tilapia)
Lineage: Eukaryota; Metazoa; Chordata; Actinopteri; Cichliformes; Cichlidae
Gene: dhrs13b.2
Product: dehydrogenase/reductase (SDR family) member 13b.2
Exons: 8
Coding region: 114-1415 (433 amino acids)
Source: RefSeq, a predicted model, not a curated record
AGCGUCUGCAAAGCCAGUUUUUUUUCCUUGAAAAUGAAAGUGAAAGUAUCCGGAGAAACUUCGAGUGGCAACCGAGCUAAAGGGGAUUUUCGCGGGGUCACCAAUGAAGAAUAAUGGAUUUAAUCUUAAAGAUCCUUAUUUACUUGUAUCUAAGUGCAGGUGUGUGGAGUAUCCAGAACCAGUGGCUGCCCUGUCAGUUCACUGACGAACAUGUGUUUACUAAUAAUGAGGGACACACUGAGACUCGACUCAUCCACAGAGAGGCUAUGCUGCAAUUUGGUCAGAAAGGAGAUGCUCCUGUUAACCAAAACGCCAUCACUUUCUUAAUCACUGGAUCAAAGUUGGACCUGAGGCGGUAUGUGGAGGGGGUGGAGGAAGAGCAGCUGGAGUGUGAGCUACGCAGAUACAGCACAGAAGGCAUUUAUGUCCGCUGGCCUGUCAUGGGCGCCCAAGAGUACAACCACUGGUUCCUCUGCACCCUCAGACACAGCAGGGGCCUCUUUACAGUCGCCGGUUUCCUCAGGCACCCCUCUGACCAGCCUCCUCCAGGAGAGCAGGACUACCGCAAAUGGCCCCCCAUACCUGACAGAGAGGUUCUCACCACCACAGUCGCCAUGGCCAUCAAAACAAAGACUCCUUCAGUGAAAGCAGGCCUGAUGUCCCAGCAAAAGCUCCACUGCCAGUUUGAUGUUGACCACAAGGGCGGCAACAUCACUGUGGAGUGGCACUGGCAGCACCGGGGAGAGAGGAAUAAACUCUUCAGCUACACCAGCCGCACCGGGCACACCCAGGGGAGCGGCGUUGGGGUGAAGGCUCUGGCAACUGGCGAUGCCACCUACACCCUCCCCCUGUCUAAGAUGAGCAGUGAAGGGACCUACAUUUGUUCAGUGUCAGUGAAUCCACUGUUUGGCAGUGUGGACAUAAAUCUGCACAUCGAAGAGCCUCCUCGUGUCUCCCUCAAUGUGGGACCCACCUUCUCACUGCUGGACGGCCAGGAGCAGAAAGUUGUCUGUGAGGCAAACAGCUACUACCCCCUGGACGUGGAGAUAGUUUGGUAUGAGCAGGACCUGGCAGCGUCAGGCCAGAGGGUCGGUGCUCCUCUGCCCAAGGUGCUGGAUAACAUCCUGCUGUCCAGCCACAAACAUAACCAGGACAGGACCUACUCACUGUCAGCUUUCUUCUACCUCAAGGCUUCGCUCAGGCAGUCUGGCAAACAGUUUACUUGCAGUGUCUCUCAUCACUCCCUGAAAGUGCCCAUCAAAAAGAGCUUCAUUCUGAAUGUGGAAGAGCCAGGGAGCUGGAUGUUUAACAUUGCUCUUGGCUUGUUUGCGAUUGUACUGUUGGUCAUCCUGUUUGUAAUGCUGCGCUACCUGCACUCAGCAAGGAAAAGGGCAGUGGAGAAGAAGCCAUACUGAGCAGCGCUGAUGGCCUGAGCAGAGCAUCGCAGCCACCAGUGAGAACAGUCCCCCCGCCAUCUUUUUUUAUUUAGAAAUACUGAAAUGCUUGACUUUAGUUUUUAGGUGUAUUUGGGUUUCUGUGAAACUGAUUGUUUUUGUGUUGCACUGAUUUAGGUUUAAUUUCAUGGACUCUGAAAGUCUGAUUGUUUUGAAGUAAAAUGUGGUUUCUUUGGCCAAGAGUAAACCAUGUCCAUACAAUCCAAGUCCGCCCUAAUAGAUAUGCCUGCUGUGCCAGCUAGGCUUUAUCCUUCUUCCACUAUGUUCAGUCAUAAAUCUUACGCCUAGUGAAGUGCAGCCCUUAGGUCGAAAUCCUGGUCGUGUCUCAACAGCUUGUAACACUAAAGGCAACACUGCAUGUGUUUGCAACAUGCAGACCUUCACACAGUAAGGAUGGAAGCAAACUGCUGGACAUACUGUAUACAGCAAUGAGCCACUGAGGUUAUAAUUAGGAGGUAUUUAUUUGAUUAGGCCAAAUCUGAUUGCUUUUUACUGGAAAAAAAUCAGCAUGAUUGCAAUUGGAGUUGGGCAAGCAGCUGGUCACCACCACUUUCCACUACAACACAACUAUUCAAUGCUGUAUACUGACAUGAGGUCCUCUUAUGUUUGAUGAUUUUUUCCCCAAUCAAAAUCUUUCUUUGCCUGAUCUUUCCACUUUUGAUGAUAUUGCUUUCCGAAUAAAGGCUGCCUGAGUCAGAACUAUUAUUAAUUUCCCCUAAUCAACCAUUUCCUCCUAUUUGUUAUUAACUGGGUUCGCUUGGCUAUCAGUGUGUUCUUGUGUUUAUUAGAAUCCUGAGAAAGUCCUGUUCAUUUUCCUGUUUUCUUCUUAUUAUAAUGUUAAUCUAAAUGCCUUUUCUUUUACCCCAGGAGCAACAAAUUAGCAGGACAGCACUGCUGCUAGGCAAUGGCUAUAGUCACAUAUUUAUUCAUGUGACUCAUCAUCACUAAGAGAGACCUUAAGCCUUAUUAUCAGGCUUAAGGUUGGUUGGUGCAACCAACAGACUGUAUGUAAAAGAUGGAUAUAGCCACAGUGAUCUCACCCAGUAGUUUCUGGAUUCCCCACUUUGAAGGCUAAGCCUUGUGAUUUUGGAUGAUACCAGGCUGUCUUUUAGGAGCAAUAAGAGACAAUAUUUGAUGAAGGGGGUGGAAUGUAGAUAUUAGCUAGCUAAUUUGGUUAGCAAGCAACAUUCAAUAAAUUAAGUGUCUGCUAAGUGGGGGCUUCAGUUCUGGCGAGUGAAAUUCCAGUAUUUUUACAAACUUUUUGAACAUGCCAAACUACACAGCAGGUUAUAUUAUUUGUCGGACAAUUAUAUUACAAAUAUAAAAUCCCUAACUUAAACCAUACUUGUGUCCAAAUAGAUGAGUUAUAGAAAAAUAUCACAUAUUACAUGACAUUAAGAGAAGGAAAGGUCGAAACUAUCCAUAGAGGAGACUUUCCUAUACCAGUCUGUAAACAUGCUUUUUAAUGUAUUGUAACAUGGAAAUGUAUGGGGAUUGAUUCGCUUUUUUUAGGGAACCUUAAUUGGCCAUUAGUGAAACUGCAGCUUUUUUCUUAUUUUUUUACUCUUGAAGGACUGUUGCUUGGUCUGAACUGCUUUUUAGAGUGGUCUUAACGAAAAACCAUUUUAUCAGUUAGAAUCA